Molecule: messenger RNA, 2346 nt
Organism: Komagataella phaffii GS115
Lineage: Eukaryota; Fungi; Ascomycota; Pichiomycetes; Pichiales; Pichiaceae
Product: Zinc-finger transcription factor
Exons: 1
Coding region: 1-2346 (781 amino acids)
Biological process (GO): regulation of transcription by RNA polymerase II
Molecular function (GO): DNA-binding transcription factor activity, RNA polymerase II-specific; RNA polymerase II cis-regulatory region sequence-specific DNA binding
Source: RefSeq, a predicted model, not a curated record
AUGCAAUCCAUACAUACUAACACCGAAUCUGCUCCCACUGUUCCACCAAAUAACGACUCUUACAGGAUGUCACCCAAUUCGAAAACACCAGGAGACUCGGACAAGGAACAAGCAGGGGAAAACGCAAACAACUCAAGAUCUGGAAUGGACCCUUCUCAUAGCAAUACAGGCAACAACAGCACAGGAGCAAUUGUUAAUCAAGCGGUAUCCGAUAUUGACCAUUCGGCGUUCCCUAGAAACGACUCAUUGAGCCAAUUUUUCCCUCGGUUUUCGUUCGACUCCAACGCUUCAAAUUCACUAUCAAUGUCCUUUGGUGGCGAUGGUACCCCUUCCUUUUCUUACAACUCCAACUCUGAACUUCCACGUGGAUACUCAGUAGUCGGACCGGCAUUGAAUAAUGUCUCAUUCAACAAGAAGGGCUCUACCUCCAAGGAAACAAAGUCUAAACCUCCUAACAAUGAAGUAUACGCGUUGCCAUAUCAGGGCUCUGAUUAUUUCAACAGACGACCAAGUGACCAAUUGGACCCGUUUAUCCCAUCCCUUCAGAGUUCUCGUUCCAGACAAGGCUCCAUGCUUCACAGACCGCGUCAAAUGAGCAUUUUGGCAUCAAACACCGGUGGUGAGUCGCAAUCAGACUUUGAUUCCUUUUUGAGGAAAGAUGGAUUCAAAGGGAUGCUUGUCGAUCAAGGGGAUCUUCUUGAUAACAUCGGCAACUUCGAUGGUCAAUAUCAUCGCAAUUCUAUUCUGCCUUUUCCUAGGUUGUCAAUAUCUGCCCCAUCCAACCAAGGGUUAUAUGGAAAUCAAACACCUCCAUUCGCUCCUCAAACUACUGGGGUUCAACAGAAUACAAAUCCAAAUCAAUAUCAGAACCAAAACCAACUAAAUUAUAGGGGCAAACCUGGACCUUAUAUAAAGACAGAUCCGACAAAGCAGGAUGAUGAGGAAAGGAGAGGGCCACAGGAUGCCACUCAGCCGAAGCAGGAGUAUACGUUCAACUCUAAGGUAGCUUCGAAAGAGCCAAGUUUAUCUCCCUCUCCAGCUGCUUCGUACCCACCCGAGGAUAAGAAGGCACAUACCCAACAGAAUGCAACAGGCAGUAUUAACGUCAAUAACUCAAUCAACAACGUCCAGGGAUCUAAACAAUUUCAAUAUCAGCAGGUGCCGACCGCGGGUCAGUAUUAUACACAGAAUCCACCAUUGCCAAGUCAGAACGACCAAGGACAGCAUAUUACUCAGGUACCGCAGAUACCCAGUCAUCCAUUGGCUCCUGACCAUUUACAACAACAACAACAACAACAACCCCAGCAACAGCAACAACAACCUCAACAACAGGCAUAUGGUCGUCAGCAGAACUAUUCAAUGUCACAAUACCAGCCAAAGGCAAACAUGUACUACCAACAAUAUCCUCAAUCAGGAUUUCAAUAUCCCAACACCUCAAAUACACAGAUCCCAAUGACACCACAAAAUCAACAGCAGAAUCGUUCAACCAAAAAGGCAAAAACUAUUCAAUCUCAAUCUGCAAUUGCUUCACCUCGUGACUUAUCGCCUGGAUCACCCCCCACAUCGGGUAAUGAAACUGUUCGACCACUGGUUGGUGCGACAAAGAUUGAUCAAUUGAUGUUGGUGAUUCAAGCCAGAAAUAAGGGAAUUACAAAACCUAUAGCAAGAGCUCCAGAUGGGAGUAUCAUUGAAGAUGAAACUGUGAUACCCAAAGUUAAUGAUUUGGUUGGCGGCAUUGAAAAACCACACUCAAAGGGUUCUAAGCAACAUGAAUGUCCUCACUGCUUCAAGAAGUUUACCCAGGCAACUCAUCUAGAAGUCCAUAUUCGAAGCCAUAUUGGCUUGAAGCCUUAUGCUUGUGAGUACUGUGGGAAAAGAUUCACUCAAGGUGGAAACCUGAGGACCCAUCUUCGUUUGCAUACGGGCGAAAAACCUUUUGAGUGUAAUACUUGCCAUAAGAAGUUCAGCAGGAAGGGAAAUUUACAAGCCCAUCGUCUGACCCAUGAAAACUUUAAGCCAUUUGUUUGCAAACUUGACGAUUGCAACAAAACAUUCACUCAGUUGGGGAACUUGAAAGCUCACCAAAACCGUUUCCAUUUUGAGAGUUUGAAUAUGCUAACUACAAAGUUGGCAAGCCUCAGCGCUUCUGGAGAAGAAGAUCUUCAAACGGCGUUCAAUAAGCUUCCUCAACAAGAACGUGAGUUAUUGGAGUAUUUCUCCAACUUGUACAAGAAUCUUAACAGGGGUAUUCGUGGCCGUGGAGGUGGAGCUCAUUCACCUCAACAACAAUUACCACAGGAAGAAGAGAAACAGGUCGAUCAACAACAAAACUAUUACAUGACUUGA